Molecule: messenger RNA, 3175 nt
Organism: Leucoraja erinaceus (little skate)
Lineage: Eukaryota; Metazoa; Chordata; Chondrichthyes; Rajiformes; Rajidae
Product: phosphatase and actin regulator 1-like
Biological process (GO): cell motility; stress fiber assembly
Molecular function (GO): actin binding
Source: RefSeq, a predicted model, not a curated record
UGCCUUCUUUGAGGCAGCGACUCCGGCAGAUGAGCCUUCGAUGGCGGGGAGGAAAGGGUUAACGAGUUGUGAAUGCGUAUUGCAUCUGAGUGGAACACAGAGGGACGCAGCGAUGCAGCUGGCACUGGAGUAGCUGAUUCAAACGAUGCUGGAUUACACCGAAGAUAGACACAAAAUGCUGGAGCAACACAGCGGGACAGACAUCAACAGCAGCAGCAUCUCUGGAGAGAAGGAAUAGGUGACAUUUCUAGUGGAACCCUUCUUCGGACUGUUUGCCCGUGCGUAGAAACAAUCAGCAUUGCCGUUGCUGGUUUACAGCGAAGAUAAGACACAAAAUGCUGGAGUAACUCAGCGGGAGAGACAGGCAGCAUCUCUUGAGAAAAAGGAACUGCAGAUGCUGGUUUACACCGACGAUAAGACACUAAAUGCUGGAGUAACUCAACAUCUCUGGAGAAAAAGGAAUAGGUGACGUUUUCGGGUGGAGGACACCCCCUUCUUCAGACUUUGUCGGAAGGAAAGGAGAGAGGCAGCAAGCUUUGUUUGCCCUCCAGAUAGGCGCAGAGUACUGGAGGAACUCAGCCGGUCUGACAGCUCCUCUGGAAGGAAAAGGGCACAGGGACCCUUCGUCGGGCUGAGGGUCAGUUUGCCUGCCAGGAGGUGCGUGGCAAGCGGGGCCCCCCUCCUCCUGUGAUGCACCUCUCCGUCCACCCACCCCCUGCCCAUGGAUGGAGUUCUCGUCCCACCCCAGGAGGCAUGAGCUCUCCCUCUCCCCCCGCGGACGGAGGUCGCCGCCGCCGCUGCCCGCAAUGAGCGAGGGGAGGCCGAAGAAGAAGGCGACCUUUCACGCCGAUGCCAGGACGAAGCCGCGCAGGGAGGCAGCGAGCCACAGCGUUUCCUUUGCCAUCCCCAGCCACAUCAGCAAGGAGAUCAAACACAUCUGCAGCAACUGUGGCCGCGGGGAGGGGGCGAGCGACGCUGAGGAGGUGGAGAGGCUGGCAGCGAUGCGUUCCGAGUCGCUGGUGCCGGGGACCCACACGCCACCCAUCCGCCGGCGGAGCAAGCUGGCCUCGCUGGGGCGGCUGUUCAAGCCCUGGAAGUAGAAGAAGAAGAAGAGCGAGAAGUUCAAGCAAACGUCGGCAGCUCUGGAAAGGAAGAUCUCCACGCGGCAGAGUCGUGAGGAGCUGAUCAAACGCGGAGUGCUGAAAGAGAUUUUUGAAAAAGAUGGAUGUGCUCAGGAGGAGGUGGUAGAGAACGGGCAGGUGCGGACAUCCCGGCUGGAGGAAGGGGAGGCUGAGGCAGCGCUGGCCACGGCCAUCGAUGAUGACACCAAUCCUUGCUCAGACUCCCUCGACAAACCAGCUGCAGAUGACAGUCCCGGCGACAGUGGAACGGGGGGGUUGAGUGAGCCGGAGACGACAGCCAAACCAGCCCUGGCUCUCCCACCAAAGAAGACGGUCGCUUUCCACUGCGACGGUGCUGAAACGCCCCCCAAGCAACAGCCCCACCCCAAACAGCCCCCUGCCCUGCCCCCCAAACCGCUCACCAGGAUCGCCCACCACCUAGCCGCUUUCCCCACCGCCUACACCAUUCCUCGGCUAAGACGACAGGCCGAUCGGCAAACCACCUAUUCACACGACUCCGCCCUUUGCACUUCCAAGAGACCAGUGGGGCACCUACGAGCCAUCAGGGACGCUGGCCAGCCGGUGAAGCUGCCGUGCAUGGUGCCGGUCAGACUCUCGCCUCCUCUUCCGCCAAAGAAAGUGAUGAUCUGCAUACCGCCGCAGGCUGGCGACGUCCCGUCCAGCUCCUACCCCUCGGUGCAGAAGAUCUCGCAGCAAUCCUCCCAGCUGCAGUACGGGGUGUCGCACACGUCCUCGCUGCCCCCCGGCCUGGCCAUCCACCCGACCAUGCCCACCAGCAAGGUGAUCGAGGAGCUCAACAAGACCCUGGCUCUGACCAUGCAGCGGCUCGAGAGCUCAGGACUGCACACGGGCGAGAUUGGAAUGAGAACGGUGAGGAUCAACACGGUGGAUACUCGGCAAGUGCCGACGGUGGAGAUCGAGGAUGACGAGGACGACGACAAGGAGAAUGUGCCGAAUGAAUCGGACUACGAGGACACGUUCAGCAUGCAGGGAGAGGACGAGGAAGUGGACGAGGGCGACGAGGAUGAUGAUGAAGAUGAAGACAGCUUCUUCACAAGCUCGUUGGCACUAAAGGUUUGCCGGAAAGACUCUCUGGCAAUUAAACUCAGCAACAGGCCCUCCAAGCGUGAUCUGGAGGACAAGAAUAUCAUUCCCAUGCAGACCGACGAGGAGCGGCUGGAAAUGCGGCAGCAGAUCGGAACAAAGCUGACCAGAAGAUUGAGUCAGAGGCCAACAGCUGAGGAGCUGGAGCAACGCAACAUCCUGAAACCAAGGAAUGAGCAGGAAGAGGAGGAGGAAAAGCGUGAAAUAAAACGACGACUGACGCGGAAGCUAAGCCAAAGGCCGACGGUGGAGGAGCUGAGAGAACGGAAGAUUCUCAUCCGCUUCAGCGACUACGUGGAAGUGGCCGAAGCCCAGGAUUACGACAGGCGGGCUGACAAACCCUGGACGCGGCUGACCGCUGCCGACAAGGCUGCUAUUCGUAAAGAACUGAAUGAAUUCAAGAGUACUGAGAUGGAAGUACAUGAAUUAAGUCGGCAUCUAACGAGGUUCCACAGACCCUAGCCAUUAACACUGCACAGCCGCAGUGUGUCUUACAAGAGCAGAAAGCCGGAAGUGCUUGGACUGUGCAGGUGCCCUUUCAUCCCGAACGGGACAAGAACUCUUCGUGAUUGCCUUUGUGUGUCGGGGCUGUGGCCCCCUCUCCAGUCGGGGGCACCUUCUCCAAAUCGUCGACCCAACGUCAGGAGUUCGCCCUGUCUCCCCCCCAGCGACUCGGUCAGACGCGCCUGCGUCCUUCAGCCGGCGCCAUCGCUCGGACAUCUCGUGUCGUCGUUCACUUGUUCGUCUUGUUCUCCGUCGGCAACGGGACGAGGAAUUCCAUCCUUCGUGCCGUGAAUCAGUAAUAGCAGGAGAAUUAGGCCAUUCGGCCCAUCCAGUCUAUUCUGUCAUCCAAUGGUGGCUGAUCAAUCUCUCCCUCGCAACCCCAUUCUCCUGCCUUCUCCCCGUGACCCCUCUGACAUCCGCACUGA